AUGUUCAGGCUAUUGAUACCGUGCCUAUUAUGGCUGUCAACGGUGCACUCGGAAACCGGGAUGCAGAUGAGCAUGCCAAUUGGGCCGCUGAUGGACAAAACCUCGGACGCUUCGAUUCUGAAGGCGAAAAGAGAUUCCAUCCACCAACCUUGCGAACCGUUCUACCCACACGGUCCAGCUUACUCGCAGCCACCGGUCUACGUUAAGCCUCUGAUCCAACCGACCUACUUGAAGAAAGAGCUGGGUAUAGCGCAACCCUUCGCUCAUCUGCAAUACAUCCAACAGCCGCACGUCUAUCCCGUCGUGGCACCGAAGCCGAGCAUCACGUACGUGAAGCCGGUGACACCCGCGAUCAACUAUCACACGGUGCAGCAUCAAUCGUUGCAGUACAUUAAGCCUGCGACGCCUAUCUAUCAGAAUCCCAUGCUGUCCUACGCGCCGAUCUAUCAGAAACCGCUGAACUACGCGCCUAUGUAUCACCAGAGCCCCAUGUACCACGACGCAAAGAUCUUCCUCAAGAAGUACGACGCGCCCGUCGCCCCGAUACUCUACCAGAAGCCGCUGGUCCACGCGUCCCCCCUUCAAUACGCGACGCCGAAAGUGGUACACGUGCAGGAACCGCACGUGUCGUACGUGAAACCUGUGGUUCACGCACCGCCGCCUGUGUACGUUCCGCCACCCCCGGUCCACAAUUCCGUUAUAGUCAAGCCUCAUUGUGAGUAGAUUUCUCGAGAGUCCGCGAUGUCGACACGUCGAGUUCCGCAGAAGAGAAUCUCUAGACGCGUUCAAGUUUAAACGAUCAACUGACUAUUUCAUGUCGGCACGCAAUCUGCAUUUUGUAAACUAAAGAUACAAAAUGCAUACAAAAUGCAAUGGGAAAUUAUAAAUUAUAAGAUUGUUUGUGAAAUUGUAUAAAAAUAAUAAAAUAUGUUUAUGGAGCGAUUAUGUACGGAUCAUCACAAAUUAUCAAGAUAGAAGAAAACGAAUUGUCAGAACUGGCACGGAUUUGAUUUGUAAAAUUGUUUUUCCUUUUAUUCCUUUUUCUUUUUUAAAUUUUACAAUUAGUUUCCCUUGAUGCUUCAAUUUAAAGUCUUUAAUAAUAAGAACAGAACUGAGCGUAAAUUAUAUUUUAUAAUGUAAAAAUAAUUACGUGUCUAAUUAUUUUCAGUUAUAAUAGAUGCAUAAUUUAUAUCCAAAGAUAUAUUAUCAGAAAUUUCAAAGAAGAUCUCAUGAUGCCAGUGCUGAUAACUUUCUUUCUUACAUAACGUUAUAACAAAAGAUCGUAUUAAUUUAAAAUAAUAAGUCCGUUGCGAUAUUAUUUAUAAAGACACUUUUGUAUAUUUCUGCGUUAUCUCUUUCGAUUGCGGACGUGUAAAAACUUCUAAAUAAACUAGCUGUAUA
Monomorium pharaonis (pharaoh ant) is the source of this 1401-nucleotide messenger RNA. Its product is annotated as proline-rich extensin-like protein EPR1. The transcript is spliced from 2 exons. The coding region runs from base 1 to 723 and encodes 240 amino acids. Lineage: Eukaryota; Metazoa; Arthropoda; Insecta; Hymenoptera; Formicidae. The record is from RefSeq and is a predicted model, not a curated record.